Mycena indigotica is the source of this 312-nucleotide messenger RNA. Its product is annotated as ATP synthase subunit f, mitochondrial. The record is from RefSeq and is a predicted model, not a curated record. Lineage: Eukaryota; Fungi; Basidiomycota; Agaricomycetes; Agaricales; Mycenaceae. The coding region runs from base 19 to 312 and encodes 97 amino acids. Gene Ontology annotation, biological process: proton motive force-driven ATP synthesis. The transcript has 3 exons.
CACUUUUCCUCCCUCGUCAUGCACGCCUCCCUCAUUCGACGCUCCCUCGGCGGACUCGUCCCACCCAAAAUCGCGACCCCCAAGCUCGUGUCUGGCGACUCCGCUGGCCCACUUGGCCCGCUCGUCUCCUUCUACUCCAAGCUUCCGAAGGGCCCAGCGCCGGUCAAGGCUGCUGGCAUCAAGGGGCGGUUCUUCAGCGGGAAAAACGCGAGCGCGAAGCCGGUUCUGAUGCUGAUUGGCGGACUCUGGCUCGUUGGGUAUACGCUGGACUACCAACGUGCGUUCCAACACCACAAGAACCACGCCCACUAG